Messenger RNA from Kwoniella mangroviensis CBS 8507, 1356 nucleotides. RefSeq lists its product as uncharacterized. The coding region runs from base 1 to 1356 and encodes 451 amino acids. Gene Ontology annotation, molecular function: carbohydrate:proton symporter activity. The record is from RefSeq and is a predicted model, not a curated record. Gene Ontology annotation, biological process: transmembrane transport; carbohydrate transport. Gene Ontology annotation, cellular component: membrane. Lineage: Eukaryota; Fungi; Basidiomycota; Tremellomycetes; Tremellales; Cryptococcaceae. The transcript is spliced from 13 exons.
AUGAUCAUAGGUUCCGUCAUCCAGGUAGCAGCUCAAAAUACAGCUAUGUUAAUCGUCGGACGGAUGGUUGCUGGAUUGGGUUUGGGUGGAAUCACAUCAACUUUACCAAGUUGGCAAAACGAAACUUCACCGGCCAAACUGAGAGGUACUGUCAUAUGCACUUCGUUAAGUUUCCUUAUCAUCGGUCAAUUGAUCGCUUAUUGGGCUGGAUAUGGUUUACUUCAACAAUUCCCAACUCAAAAUAUCACUUGGAGACUAUUAUUCGCACUUCAAACUAUCAGUGUAUCAAUUAUGGCUCUCAUGGUCGUCUUCAUGCCUGAAUCUCCGAGAUGGCUAAUUGCACAUGGGAAAUACGAUCAAGCUCGAACCGUCGUCAGUUGUUUACUCAAUCGACCAGAGGAUAAUAUUCUGGUCAAUGAACAGAUCGAAGAUAUGACUAGGGCGAUUACGUUCGAGCAGGAACAUGGAGCCAGCUGGGCAGACCUGUUCACUUGGAAGAAGAAUGAUGAUGGACCAAGGGAGAAACGAAGAGUCUUCACUGCUUGCUGUAUCCAAAUCGCUCAACCAUUCUCGGGGUCUACGGUUCUAAGUUUCUAUCUCACAACAAUCUUCGAAGGCUCAGUCGGCUUCUCAGAACAUCUCUCAACGCUAAUGUCAGGCUUCCUACAAGUCUGGUUUUUGAUGGCUAGUUUCUUGACUUGGUUUCUUAUCGAAAGAGCAGGUAGGAGAAAUUGCUUUAUGGUCACAGCGAUCUGUAUGGGAAUCACAAUGGUCAUCCUCGCCGCAAUGGUCAAAGUCAAUACCAAACCUGCAGGAUACGUCGCAACGGUCUGUCUCUUCCUUUAUCAGAGCUUUUUUACUUGGGGAUGGAUGGCUGGUGUCUGGUGCUACAGUAACGAGAUUCUUUCAACAACUUAUCGUGCAAAAGGUGGAGGUCUCUGUGUUGCCUUGCAAUGGUUAUUCGAUUUUGUCAUCCUUCAAGUAACGCCCAUCGCCAUUUCUCAAAUCGGUUGGGGGAUGUUUCUCGUAUUUGCCGUAUUCAAUUUCGCCUACGCUCCACUCGUAUGGUUAUUCUGCCCUGAAACCGCGGGGGUACCACUCGAAUCGAUCGACGCGAUGUAUAUGCCAGGUGUAGACCCAGUGAAGGAAUCGGUCAAAAUUAGAAAAUACAUGAAAGAGGAAGCUUUGGCGAGAAGGAAACAAGGCGGAGAUGGAUACAAGGGUUCAAGAGGACAUGGAUUGGGUAGAAUCGGUAGUUUGAUGGGAGAGAAUAAACCUGAAGAAAGUAGGGUGGAGAGAAUGGGGGAUCUUGAUGGACAGGCUGGUAAAAAUAACACGGCAAUUACUAUCGAGUAG